Molecule: messenger RNA, 2456 nt
Organism: Nothoprocta perdicaria
Lineage: Eukaryota; Metazoa; Chordata; Aves; Tinamiformes; Tinamidae
Gene: ERI2
Product: ERI1 exoribonuclease family member 2
Exons: 8
Coding region: 1-1980 (659 amino acids)
Biological process (GO): exonucleolytic trimming to generate mature 3'-end of 5.8S rRNA from tricistronic rRNA transcript (SSU-rRNA, 5.8S rRNA, LSU-rRNA)
Molecular function (GO): zinc ion binding; 3'-5'-RNA exonuclease activity; nucleic acid binding
Source: RefSeq, a predicted model, not a curated record
AUGGCCGAGCGCUUCGCCUACGUGGCCGUCCUGGACCUGGAGGCGACGUGCUGGCGGGACGCGGGGCGCCGCGCGCCCGAGACCAUCGAGUUCCCGGCGGUGCUGCUGAACACGGCGAGCGGGCAGCUGGAGGCCGAGUUCCACAGCUACGUGCAGCCGCAGGAGCAGCCGCUUCUCUCCGAGUUCUGCACGGCGCUCACGGGCAUCACGCAGGAGCAAGUUGAAGAAGGGGUCCCUCUCAACAUUUGCUUGUCACAGUUUGUGAAAUGGAUCCAAAAGAUACAGCAGGAGAAGAAAAUUCUGUUCAUUUCAGAUACUCCCAAUAAUUCCACAUCAGAAGCAAAGCUCUGCACCUUUGUGACUUGGACAGACUGGGACCUGGGUGUGUGUUUGCACUAUGAGUGUAAAAGGAAGCAGCUAAGAAAACCAGAUAUUUUCAAUGCCUGGAUUGAUCUCAAAGCAACAUACAGAUUAUUCUAUAACAGGAAGCCUAAAGGUCUAAAAGGAGCAUUGCAGGAUUUGGGGAUAGCUUUUGUAGGACGGGAGCAUUCUGGGUUGGAUGAUUCUCGGAAUACUGCCCGGCUUGCAUGGAGGAUGAUUUGUGAUGGAUGUGUGCUGAAGGUUACUAAAUCUUUGAAUAAGGCACAUCCAAAGCAGAACCUGAUUUCCAGACCACUGAGUACAAACUUCACUGACAAAACUCUGCUGGGAAGUAAUAGCAGAGCUGAAACAUCCGGAGGUACAACAUGCAACGUGAGCUCUCCAUGCAAGGGAAACCACAACAGCGCUACCAGAGUUAGGAUAAAUUCCCAUGAAAAAAUGGAAGAGCAAAAGGAGAGAAAUACAAUUACGUCCUCUGCAGACAUCCAUGUGGUGCCUGGCACCAGCUCCAGGACUGACUUGGGUGAUCAAGCCCAGAGCUCUUUAGCAGCAACUGCAGACCCGGCUCCCCUCCGUCCUGGAGGGCCACAGCUCUGUUGCCCUGUGGGCAUUCAGAAAGGGUUUAGCAAYGGGCACGUGAUGAGCGCUGCCCAGUACAGCGCGCCAGGCUGCGGGUCAGCGUUAGUGCUCGUCUCUACCACCAUCGCCUCAGUUAAUGUCUCGGAUGAGGAUGUUAGUACCAGUUCUGAUUGUUUAUCUCUGCUGACUGACUGGGAAGAUGUAGCUCUAAUACCAGAAUCACAGUAUGAACAAAGGUCAGAUCGUACUCAAUUUAAAGAUGACUUAAGGACAGAUAAUUUGACAGCAUCUGAAGAAACAACAAUUUCUAAAGCGUCAGCUGUGAUGAGUUCAGAUUUUCAAAGUCUGSAGAAAACAGUAGUACCUGUAGAACCUCAGAAGUCUGUCAUUUACAAAAGCCCUGAUACUACUAUUUAUAAUGUAGGAAUGGUCCCAAGGCAGCCUUCAAGUUUUUCUGCUUUUAAAUUACCACCUGCAAAAGUAAAUGCUACUUCAUCACAGUCGGCAUUAACUGUAAAUGAUUCCACUUCAGAGGCUCCUAAAAGAAAGCUAACGAGUCCAAAUAUGUUCCCAGCAGCGAAAAAACAGUCUUUUGCUAUAUAUGAAGAGAAAAAUGCAUCUUUUAAUCAUUCCUUACCUUUAAGAAAUUCUAACGUGUCCAGAGUGUCUCCUGCCAUUCUGAAUUCCACAGUCAAUUUGAAUCAGUCUGUAAGAGCUGCAAAAAAUGAAAAAACAACCCCCCCUCUUUGCAAUUGUGGUCGGAGAGCUAAAAGACUGUUUGUAUCAAACAGUGGCCCAAAUCAUGGCAAACCAUUUUUUUGUUGUCCUGUUGGUAAGCAUGAAGGCAAAAGGCAAGGCUGUGGAUACUUCAAGUGGGAAUAUGCAUUUCUAAAAGAGAAGUCUUCUAACGUGCCCCCUAUCAACACAGGUACUUUGACCUCUCUCAGACUUUCCUCCAGUACUUCAGGAAAUUCUUCCAACAAGAAAUGGUUGCAUCUUAGACCCUCUAUGAGAACUUGAAUUUUGUGUGUUUGUGUUUUUUAAUCCAAAUCUUAAACUUGUUCCUGCUUAAUAAAAUCAGGAUGGUCAAAUGAUCUUAGAUAUGUGUUCUGAGAAUGGAACAAAAAUGACAUGCUUGCUUAAAGUAGAUAAAAGUGGAACCUACUCAAGCAUACGGAGUGCCCAUAUGCUAUAAACCAUCUCAUUAAMGAAGGGGAGAAUUGAUCAAGCUGCAAGUGCUAAAAAGUACAAAYAUCUGGUAAUAUCUUAUAUUUCUGCUUUAUCAUGUAUUUUAAACUCUUUACUUGUCUUGCAACAUCAUUGUAAUGAUACUGAUACAAUUUUUGUCUUUUUCUUAACAUGGGUGUUGAGCUGUAACUUUUUAAAAUUUAAAAUGUAUUCUUUAGUUGCUGCACUUCUCAAAUGUGAUUCUUGAAAUAGCAGUGUUCUCUUAAAAAUCUCCUGUUUUAUUUAAAUAAAAGUAACAAUGAAGAAAA